Messenger RNA from Morone saxatilis (striped sea-bass), 1141 nucleotides. Its product is annotated as serine/threonine-protein kinase Nek5-like. The record is from RefSeq and is a predicted model, not a curated record. Lineage: Eukaryota; Metazoa; Chordata; Actinopteri; Moronidae.
UGUGUGUGACUGUGUGUGUGUGUGGUUUCCUGUGUGCAGGUGAUGCAGCAGGAGUUCAACCACGCGGCGCUGUGUGGAAACAGAGCAGCAGCUAAAAGCAGAGCAGCAAACACACACACAGAGAAGAAGUCCAGACCUGCACAGAGACCCGCCCUGAACAGACUACCUGCUAAACCAGACUGGAGAGUCCCCCUCAGAGUCUACACCCCGCCCCCCCACAAAAGAGGACGAGCAGGCAGAGCGCUCUCAGGGCAGAACAACCACAGGUUUAACGAGCAGCAGCCGCUCAGCCAUUACCAGCACUACCACGCACAGCUGGACGCCUUCCAGAGGAGGAACCAGGAGGACGUCCUUCCUCCUCCUCUUCCUCCUGCUCCUCCUCCUCUUCAGGAGCACUGUGAGGACCUCGCUGUGGAACCGUACCAGCUUGUGGCUGCAGCUCGUAACGAGUACCUGCAGAGGAGACACGACGCCAACCAGUACAAACUGAGAGCAGAGAAACAGCUGGGUCUGCGUCCGUGUACCGCCGAGCGCAACAGGAAGCCCGGCGGUCCGGAGCAGGAAGUUGGACAACCUUCACACCAACAUGCUCCUCAGGACAGGAAGCAGGAGGGACGGCAGGAGUACCUGCGGCAGCUGGAGGCCAUCAGACAGCAGUAUCAGCAGGAGAUGAGACAGAUGAGGCUGAGAGCUGAAGCAGAGGCUCAAGCACAACACAAACAAGCAACCUUUGUGGUGGAGAAACCCAGAGAGCCUCCUGCAGACGGUAAAGAGCAGCAGAGAGCUCCACCUGCUCAGGACGUUGGAGCUGCUCUGAGGAAGAUCAGAGAGGAGCACAGAGCUCAGAGGAGGGCGCUGGAGAGGAAACACAAAGACAAGAAGGGAAUCAUGUUUGAGAUCCGGCUGGACGAUGAAGAGAUGAAGGAGGAAGAGGAGGAGAAGGUGGGUGAUGGUCAGAUGCAGGAGGAAGUGGAUCCUCUGAACCAGACUCUGAGCUUCCAGGAGGGCGAGGAGUUGAAGCUCAGGGAUUGGUCGGAGGUGAGGAGGGGGUGGAGCCAGAGGACUCCUCACACUCUGCUGGACGCGCUCGCCAACAUGGACGUCAACUCCGUCUCCAGCACGGCGGUGGAGGCUGAACGAG